GUCCUACCCAGAGUUGCUACGUCACAACAGAGAACAACGUAGGCAUGCUGCCGCGGAAAGAAGAGAAAAUAAAAGAGAAGAACGUGCUUUGAUGGAAGAAUUGGGCAGGAAAUUGACAUGGGCUGAAAAGUCAACUAUCGCUCUGAGGAAACAUCACCCAGAACUAAAAGAUGUUUGGGGCGACCUGGAGGCUAGUAUACCCAUUAUUGUUCCGCAAAAAGCAGAACAACCGGCGACGUUGAAAGUCACGCUACUGCCCUUUCAAAAGGAGAGUUUAUUCUGGAUGAGGAAGCAAGAGAAAGGUAUAUGGAAAGGUGGCAUGUUGGCGGAUGAGAUGGGCAUGGGUAAAACUAUCCAAAUAAUAUCGUUAUUUGUUUCCGAUAUGAAGAAGCCGAAUCUUGUCGUAGCACCUACUGUUGCAGUAAUGCAGUGGAGGAACGAAAUCAACACACAUACGGAAGGGAUGAAGGUCCUCGUUUGGCACGGGGCAUCGCGGGUCAACGAUAUCAAGGAACUGAAGAAAUACGACGUGGUCCUAACAACCUUUGCCGUGCUAGAAAGCUGUUUCCGCAAGCAGCAGAGCGGUUUCAAGCGAAAGGGCUUGAUUGUCAAGGAGAAAUCUCCAUUACAUUUGAUCAAGUGGAACAGGAUCAUCCUUGAUGAAGCACAUAACAUCAAAGAACGUUCCACUAACACCGCCAAAGCAUGCUUUGAGCUUGACAGCAAUUAUAAGUGGUGUCUCUCUGGGACACCUUUACAAAACCGUGUCGGCGAGUUGUACAGUCUAGUGCGAUUUUUGGGUGGUGACCCAUUCUCGUACUACUUCUGCAAGAAAUGCGAUUGCAAGUCCUUGCAUUGGAAAUUCACUGAUAAGAGGAAUUGCGAUGAUUGUGGUCAUAGUCCGAUGCAGCACACGUGCUUCUGGAAUAAUGAAAUCUUGACACCCAUUCAGAAGAACGGGAUGAUCGGUCCCGGCAAGUGGGCAUUCAAGAAACUGAAGAUUCUUUUAGAUAGGAUGAUGCUCCGCAGGACGAAGAUACAAAAAGCAGAUGACCUGGGGCUCCCUCCAAGGACUGUGAUCGUCAGAAGGGACUUUUUCAGUCCUGAAGAAAAGGAGUUAUACCUAUCGCUUUUCUCGGACGCAAAGCGUCAGUUUACUACUUAUGUGGACUCUGGAACUGUCUUGAACAAUUAUUCAAAUAUUUUCAGUUUACUGACUCGUAUGAGACAAAUGGCUUGUCAUCCUGAUCUUGUUCUUAGAAGCAAAGCCAAUGGUUCCACCUUUCUUGGUAGCAACGAACCAGGCGAAGCGACAGUUUGUAGGUUAUGCAAUGACGUCGCAGAGGAUGCCAUUCAGUCGAAAUGCCGUCACAUCUUCGAUCGUGAAUGCAUCAAGCAGUAUCUGGAUACCGUUGGCGAUAUAUCUCCUCAGUGUCCCGUGUGCCAUCUACCACUGACUAUCGAUCUUGAAGCCCCUGCACUAGAAUUGGAAGCGAAUGUUCCUAAUGCUCGUCAGGGUAUCCUUGGACGUUUGGAUCUCGAUGCUUGGCGUUCCUCGUCUAAAAUAGAAGCACUUGUAGAAGAGCUUUCCAAUCUUAGGGCACAUGAUAACACGACCAAGAGUCUCGUCUUCAGUCAGUUCGUCAAUUUCCUUGACCUUAUCGCCUUUAGGCUUCAGAAAGCUGGCUUCCGAAUCUGUCGGCUCGAAGGGACGAUGAGUCCUCAAGCUAGAGAUGCAACUAUUCAACACUUCAUGAACAAUGUUGAUGUUACGGUUUUCCUUGUCAGCCUGAAAGCUGGAGGUGUAGCUCUAAAUUUGACAGAAGCCUCUCGGGUUUAUCUGAUGGACAGUUGGUGGAAUCCUGCGGUGGAGUAUCAGGCUAUGGAUCGUAUUCAUCGUUUGGGUCAACACCGACCUGUGCAGGCUAUCAAACUCGUGAUCGAGGACAGCAUCGAGAGUCGUAUUGUUCAGCUACAGGAAAAGAAAUCAGCAAUGGUUGACGCAACAUUAUCGGCGGAUGACUCGGCGAUGGGUCGACUUACUCCGGACGAUCUCGGAUUCUUGUUCAGACUCUGAGCUUUCGGUGGACAGUGCGAGAAACAUCGGUGAUAUAAUUACCACAUAAUUAUCUUAUUGUACAUUAUCUUGCUUUAUGUAUACGCGGAUUCACGUCGUGAAAGACAUGAACCUGCAACGCAAGACAUUCAGGUUCCCCGCA
Molecule: messenger RNA, 2219 nt
Organism: Serpula lacrymans var. lacrymans S7.9
Lineage: Eukaryota; Fungi; Basidiomycota; Agaricomycetes; Boletales; Serpulaceae
Exons: 22
Coding region: 92-2077 (661 amino acids)
Molecular function (GO): ATP binding; metal ion binding; ATP-dependent chromatin remodeler activity
Source: RefSeq, a predicted model, not a curated record